UCCAUGUGCCGGGUAGCGGGAGCGCCGCCGCGGAUCCUGCCGCCGCUGGCGCUGAUGCUGCUGGCGGCCCUGCAGCAGGCACCGAUAAAAGCAACCUGUGAAGAUUUGUCAUGCAAGACUGGAUUUCCUGAAGAUGUUCACAGUGCAGUAGUCUCAAGGAGUGUACAUGGAGGACAGCCUCUUCUCAAUGUGAGGUUUCGAAGCUGUGAUGGAAACAAAAAAAUACACUUUGGUAGCAGUGAGCCAGAAGAUUUCAGAGUAGGUGAGGAUGGUGUGGUCUAUGCAGAGCGAAGCUUCCAGCUUUCAGCGGAGCCCACGGAGUUUGUCGUGUCUGCUCAAGACAAGGAAACCCAGCAAGAAUGGCAAAUGAGGGUGAAGCUAACCCCUGAACCAGCCUUCACAGGGGCUUCAGAAAAGGACCAAAGGAAAAUUGAAGAAAUCAUAUUUCCAUGGCAACAAUACAAGCACAGCAGCCCUCUGAAGAGGCAGAAGAGAGACUGGGUUAUUCCUCCAAUCAACCUACCAGAAAAUUCCAAAGGACCUUUUCCUCAGGAAUUAGUUAGGAUUAGGUCUGAUCGUGAUAAAAGCCUUUCUCUGCGGUACAGCGUGACUGGCCCAGGAGCUGACCAGCCUCCAACAGGCAUCUUCAUCAUCAACCCCAUCUCAGGACAGCUGUCUGUCACAAAGCCUUUAGACCGGGAGCAGAUUGCUUCUUUUCAUCUGAGAGCACAUGCAGUGGAUGUAAAUGGAAACCAGGUGGAAAAUCCUAUUGACAUUGUUAUUAAUGUCAUUGACAUGAAUGACAAUAGACCUGAAUUCUUACACCAGGUUUGGAAUGGGACAGUCCCUGAAGGAUCAAAGCCAGGGACCUACGUGAUGACUGUUACUGCCAUCGAUGCUGAUGAUCCCAACGCCCAGAAUGGGAUGCUGAGAUACAGAAUCUUGUCCCAGGCCCCGAGCAGCCCCUCUCCAAACAUGUUUACAAUCAACAACGAAACUGGUGACAUUAUCACUGUUGCAGCUGGGCUUGACAGAGAGAAAGUACAACAAUAUACAUUAAUAAUUCAAGCUACGGACAUGGAAGGAAACCCAACAUAUGGUCUUUCAAACACAGCAACUGCUGUCAUCGCUGUGACAGAUGUCAAUGACAAUCCUCCAGAGUUCACUGCCAUGACUUUCUAUGGGGAAGUGCCGGAGAACAGGGUGGAUGUGAUCGUGGCGAACCUGACGGUGACAGAUAAGGACCAGCCGCACACGCCGGCCUGGAACGCCAUGUACCGCAUGACCGGGGGGGACCCCACCGGCCGCUUCACCAUCCUCACCGACCCCAACAGCAACGACGGGCUGGUCACUGUCGUAAAGCCUAUUGACUUCGAGACCAACAGGAUGUUUGUACUUACCGUAGCUGCAGAAAAUCAAGUGCCUUUGGCUAAGGGGAUUCAGCAUCCUCCUCAGUCAACAGCAACUGUGUCCAUUACAGUCAUUGAUGUGAAUGAGCCCCCAUAUUUUGUUCCAAACCCCAAGCUCGUGCGUCAGGAAGAAGGGCUGAUGGCUGGGAGCAUGUUGACAACUUUUACUGCUCAGGACCCGGAUCGUUACAUGCAGCAAACCUCCCUAAGGUACUCAAAACUUUCAGAUCCUGCAAAUUGGCUGAAAAUUGACCCUGUUAAUGGACAAAUAACUACUACAGCUGUUUUGGACAGAGAGUCAAUAUAUGUGCAAAACAAUAUGUAUAAUGCAACAUUUCUUGCUUCUGAUAAUGGAAUACCCCCAAUGAGUGGAACUGGCACACUUCAGAUAUACCUGCUGGACAUCAAUGAUAAUGCCCCCCAAGUGCAUCCAAAAGAAGCCACAACUUGUGAAACACUGCAGCCUAAUGCUAUUAACAUCACUGCUGUAGACCCUGACAUAGAUCCAAAUGCAGGCCCAUUUGCCUUUGAACUGCCUGACACACCUGCUAGUAUUAAGAGGAAUUGGACCAUUGUUCGAAUUAGUGGUGAUCAUGCCCAGCUCUCCUUAAGAAUCCGGUUCCUGGAGGCCGGUAUCUAUGAUGUGCCCAUAGUAAUUACAGAUUCUGGAAAUCCACAUGCAUCCAGCACUUCCUUGCUGAAGGUGAAAGUUUGCCAGUGUGACUUAAAUGGAGACUGCACGGAUGUUGACCGGAUUGUUGGUGCAGGGCUGGGAACUGGUGCCAUCAUUGCAAUUCUGCUUUGUAUCAUCAUCUUGCUCAUUUUAGUUUUAAUGUUUGUGGUAUGGAUGAAACGCCGUGAUAAAGAGCGCCAGGCAAAGCAGCUCUUGAUUGAUCCUGAAGAUGAUGUGAGGGACAACAUUCUGAAAUACGAUGAAGAAGGGGGUGGAGAAGAAGAUCAGGAUUAUGACUUGAGCCAGCUCCAGCAGCCUGACACUCUGGAACCAGAUGCCAUCAAACCUGUUGGAAUCAGACGUCUUGAUGAAAGGCCAAUCCAUGCAGAACCUCAGUAUCCAGUCAGAUCAGCUGCUCCUCAUCCUGGGGACAUUGGGGACUUCAUUAAUGAGGGACUUAAAGCAGCUGACAACGACCCUACAGCCCCACCAUAUGACUCCCUCUUAGUCUUUGACUACGAAGGAAGCGGCUCCACUGCUGGAUCCUUGAGCUCUCUUAACUCCUCAAGUAGUGGUGGUGAGCAAGACUAUGACUACCUAAAUGACUGGGGCCCACGUUUCAAGAAACUUGCUGACAUGUACGGUGGAGGUGAUGACUGAACUUCAAAGUGAACUUUGGUUUCGGACAAGUACAAACAUUUCAACUGAUAUUCCCCAAAAGCAUACAGAAGCUAGGCUUUAACUUUGUAGUCUACUAGCACAAGUGCUUGCUGAAGGCUUUGGCUUAGGCUGCAAACCAAUUUGGGCUCCGUGGAAUAUCAGUGAUCCAAUGCUGUUUGGAAAAAAAUAUUGAGCUCAGUUACACUUGAAUUUUACAGUACAGAAGCACUGGGAUUUUAUGUGCCUUUUUGUACCUUUUUCAGAUCGGAAUUAGUUUUAUGUUUAAGGCUUUAAUGGUACUGAUUUGUGAAAUGAUGCAUUAAAGAGACAAAAUAUGUUGGGGUGGGGAGGAGUAAGGUGAAACACAAUAUACUUCACAAUGCUUUUGUUACAUCGCAUUGCUUUUAUUAAAAUAAGGAGAUUAAAAAUAAACAAAAAAAUCCUCAUGGAACAAUUUUAUUAUCUGGGAGAGAGAACCAUGAGGUGGAACAAUGUACAUUACUUCUAGUUUUAGAUGUUAGGGGACUUUUUUCACUAAAAUUCUAAAAAUUAUGCAGCUGGUUGCAAAUAAAGGGAGUUUUCAUAUCACCAGUUUGUAGCAGAAUUGAUUUUUUUUUUCUUAUGCUAGAAUGUUAGACACAUUUUGGUCUUAAUCCAUGUACACGUUUUGGUUUUUGUUGGGUUUUUUUUUUUAAUUUCUAGUAUUUUUUUCCCACUUCACUGUAAAAAAUGGUAUGUGUACAUAAUGUUUUAUUGGCAUAGUCUGUGGAGAAGUGCAGAAACUUCAGAACAUGUGUAUGUAUUAUUUGGACUAUGGAUUCAGGUUUUUGCAUGUUUAUAUCUUUCGUUUAUGGAUAAAGUAUUUACAAAACA
Molecule: messenger RNA, 3615 nt
Organism: Agelaius phoeniceus (red-winged blackbird)
Lineage: Eukaryota; Metazoa; Chordata; Aves; Passeriformes; Icteridae
Gene: CDH2
Product: cadherin 2
Biological process (GO): cell morphogenesis; calcium-dependent cell-cell adhesion; adherens junction organization
Cellular component (GO): apical part of cell; presynaptic active zone membrane; postsynaptic specialization membrane
Molecular function (GO): calcium ion binding; cadherin binding; beta-catenin binding
Source: RefSeq, a predicted model, not a curated record